AUGAGCGAUAUUUACGCCAAUGAAGAAUCGCCCACUACAAUUGUUGUUUCUGAAGAAAUUCAAGUUCAACGGACAGAAAAAUUUGACAGAAGAUCGUGGAAUAUGUUCACUUUAAGAGCUUGGAAGGAUGACUCAAUACCUAAUGGUGAACUUGAGGUUCUAUCUCCAAUUGGGCGCGGAAGAUUUGGAGAAGUCUUCGCUGCCUACUACUACGAACCCGCAGUAAUCAAAUUUUUUGACAUGUAUCAUGUUGACGUGCACAAACGUUUAGAAGUCUUUAAACAAGACACUGCCUGUUUUCAAAAUGUUCGACACGAAAAUUUAAUUUUUUUUCGAGGCUUUUACACAAUUGACCGGUCAAAAUUGGGUAUUGUAAUGGAAUAUAUUAAAGGGGAUACUUUGUUUGAUAUUUUGCAUGAUCCUGACAAUGAUAGACGCCCAAUAGAUUUUAAUGAUAUUAUUGAAUAUGCUAAACAAAUUUGUCAGGGAAUGUCAUACCUUCAUACCAGACAUAUUUUGCACAAAGAUUUACGUUCAAAAAAUAUUUUCGUUAGUGAAAGACGGUCAAUAAAGAUUACAGAUUUUGGAAUUUUUAAUUUAAAAAGGCUAUCAUAUCCCAACAGAAAUUAUUCAUUCGUUGUUCCGUUCAAUUGGCUUCGUUAUAUAGCUCCAGAGCUUUUGAGAGUGUUAAAUGAACGUUUUGAUCCAGUUACGUUUACAGAAGCUUCUGAUGUUUUUUCUUUUGGCACAAUCUGGUACGAGUUGUUAACAAAUACAUUUCCUUUUGAUUCUAUGCCUUUUGAUUUUGUCAUAUGGCAAAUUGGAUCUGGAAUCAAAGCACCUUUGACUGAUCUGAAAAUGUGUCAUGAAGCUAAGGUUUUUCUCAUGUAUUGUUGGUCUUUCAACCCUUUGGAUCGAAAAUUAUUUUCUGAACUUCUCCAAUUGCUCAAAACUAUGCCUAGAAUAACUUUAAGGCGAAGUCCAUCUGUCCCAUUAUGUAAAAGUUUUGAAUCAAUUUUUUGA
Meloidogyne enterolobii is the source of this 1023-nucleotide messenger RNA. Lineage: Eukaryota; Metazoa; Nematoda; Chromadorea; Rhabditida; Meloidogynidae. The record is from the annotation of a GenBank genome assembly.